Messenger RNA from Vitis riparia (riverbank grape), 1308 nucleotides. RefSeq lists its product as uncharacterized. The record is from RefSeq and is a predicted model, not a curated record. Lineage: Eukaryota; Viridiplantae; Streptophyta; Magnoliopsida; Vitales; Vitaceae. The coding region runs from base 477 to 1022 and encodes 181 amino acids. The transcript has a single exon.
AUAAGAUGAUAGACUCGAAAGCAAAGUAAUGAGACUAGGUGGCUUGAGAACAAAGGCUAAAAGAAUCUGCAAGGUGUAAAGUCACCAAUGGCCAAACAGGGUAUAGGAGAAGGACACUACCAAUCCAUGAAAUGAAACCUUUUAGCCUUUUUAAGUCCAAAAUUCCCAAAUGCUCUGAACCCUCCAUCAUUUUCACUAUUCCACCCCUCACCAUCUAACCCACAAGUAAAGUUAGGGAAUGCCCUCACCGUCAUCCAAAGCGCGUACUCCACACGCCCCACUCAAUCACACAUCACAUUCCACCCACUCUCCCCACAGGGGGAGGGAUGUUCCACUACAAUUCUCAUCCAUUCUUUUUAACCACAUUUGCCUAGAGAUCGAGCGUGAAAGAUUAACCACCGAAACCAAACAGGCCCCAAAACAGAGAAAGUGGUCGAAAAAAAAUAUUCUAGAGAGAGAAACCCAAGCAAUCGUCCAUGGCAGACAUGGGGCGAGAGGAGGAAGAAGAAGAAGUAAGAACCCCAUCUUCACCACCGCAAUCACAAUCAUCACAUAUGUUGAUACUAUCGAUUCUAAGCAAAAGGAGAACGUGGGUAUGUCUCUUCAUCCUGGUAUACGCCGCCCUUCUCUUCUUCUCAUGGAACCUCCUCAAGACCAUCCUCUCCUGGUAUAAUAACUCCAUGUCUUCUUCAUCUCCUCCAUCGUCGUUUGGGUGGCCGGCCCUGUACGCAUCAGUCCUGCUUGGGGUUGUCUUUGGCCUUCUUUCUAUGGUGGCCGCCCUGGCCGUGGCUGUGCCGGCCACUCUAGUCACCUGGAUCACGAUUCUGGUUCUUCUGACCUUCUGUGGGAAGCCAAGGAGGACUCUGGUGGUUGAGGGCAGGAUGAUCACUGCUGAGAUUACAGGGUUUGUGCUCAAGAUCUUGUUGAAGGAAGGGAAUGUUGUGGCUGCUAUUUGUGCCGUUUUGGGCUACUUUGCACUUGUUAGGAGGAGGGGUGAAGUUGAUCUGGAUAAAUUUGGUUGAUGGGUUUUGGGUGUUUGGUUGCCUGGAAAAUGGUGGUUUUAAUGAAAUUUUGGGGGGCCGCGGUGCGGCGCGGGGGGUUGGUGUGGCGUGGUGGAUGGAGAUUUCGAAAAGUUUGCUCUCUCUCUUGUAAUACUGAAUAUUGGGUUUUGAAAUGUAAUUUUUUUUGGGGUAUAGUUUGUAGAAUUAGUUUCCAGAUUACUCUUUCUGGGUAGGGGCUUAUGAAUGAUAAUUAUCUGUAGAACUAAAGAAGAAAGAGUUAAAUGAAAAAGCAUUUUCGUUUAUUACA